This is a messenger RNA of Racocetra persica, 138 nucleotides long. Lineage: Eukaryota; Fungi; Glomeromycota; Glomeromycetes; Diversisporales; Gigasporaceae. The record is from the annotation of a GenBank genome assembly.
AUAAUAACAAACUAGCACUACAAAGUUUUUUGAAGUCCUUAUCCGUUAAAGAAAAAGAAUUAACGGGAAAAUCGCCAGCAGAUAAUCAGCAAAAUGAUAACAAUAAUUCUAAUGACAAUUUGCCACCACCAAAAACAA